GUUAGUUAUUAGUAGCAAAAAUGGUACAAAAUGAUCUUAUAGUUGGUUGUUUGAUUGGAUUUUGAUAUAAAAUGUAGGAGGAAGCAAGAGCAGUAGAGCUGCUGAGAAGUGAGAAAAUGGAAAAUUUAGUUGGGUGUUGUUGUGAGGGUGAUGAGAGAUUGCUAGUUGCUGAGUUCAUGCCCAAUGAAACACUUUCUAAGCAUCUCUUUCACUGGGAAAAUCAGCCUUUGAAAUGGGCUAUGAGGUUGAGAGUGGCAUUGUGUUUAGCACAAGCCUUGGAAUAUUGUAGCAGUAAAGGAAUAUCAUUGUACCACGACCUUAAUGCUUAUAGAGUUUCAUUUGACCAGGAUGGUAAUCCCAGGCUCUCUUGCUUUAGCCUCAUGAAAAACAGCCGAGAUGGCAAAAGCUAUAGUACAAAUUUGGCUUUCACUCCUCCUGAGUACAUGAGGACAGGUCGAAUUUCUCCAGUGAGCGUGAUCUACAGUUUUGGCACCUUACUGAUUGACUUUCUCAGUGGGAAACAUAUACCGCCAAGCCAUGCACUUGAUCUCAUACGUGGAAAAAACUUUUCGAUGUUGAUCGACUCUAAUUUAGAGGGACAUUUUUCAAAUGAUGAUGGAACUGAAUUAGUACGAUUAGCAUAACGUUGCUUGUAGUAUGAAGCUCAUGAAAGGCCUAAUGGCAGAUCUCUUGUGACAGCUCUUACUCCACUUCAGAAAGAAACUGAGGUGAGCCUAAUUUUAAUUCCUCUCCUGAGACAUUUGUUUUUUUUUUAUUUAAUGCACUGGAUAAAUUUCUUGGCUUUACCGGCCAAACACCUUGUUUGAGAGAUUAAUGCUUGAGAAGAUACAUCAUCUUAAGCAC
Molecule: messenger RNA, 864 nt
Organism: Chenopodium quinoa (quinoa)
Lineage: Eukaryota; Viridiplantae; Streptophyta; Magnoliopsida; Caryophyllales; Amaranthaceae
Product: probable serine/threonine-protein kinase At5g41260
Exons: 5
Biological process (GO): brassinosteroid mediated signaling pathway; protein phosphorylation
Molecular function (GO): ATP binding; protein kinase activity
Source: RefSeq, a predicted model, not a curated record